AUGGGCCUCUUUUCACGCAAAGAAAAGACUUCUCCUUCGAAUGGUUCAUCAUCAAGAACAAACUCUACACAAUUAACUGAAGUUCAAUCUUUUCGCUCAUCACAAUCCUCACUAAAAUCACCCUCCACUCCUGGCUUCUCAAGAAUGUCUAUCCCCACCAUACCCAAGAUCGCACUUCCCAAGGCACCAGAUCCAAAUGUCGACCCAGCUGGAUAUUUGAGGAGCAUUGGUGCUGUACGGGAAAGAUGUGGCAUCGUAUUGGAGAAGGCCAAGAAGAAUGAUUUGAAUCACUUCGAAGUUGAUAUGGGACGAUUUAAAGAUACCACAAAGUUUGUCGUCUCUGUGAUCAAGCGCGAUUUUGCACCCGAUUACAACGCCAUCCCCCCUCACGGUCGAUGGCAACAUUUCAACGUGGGAGGUAGAGAUAGAAUCGGAGAACUCCUAGGAAGCUGGCCAAGCCAAGUUGAUCCUUCCGAACGUUGUCGCCGAAUUCUCGAUCUCUUCCUCAUAUCCGUCCUACUCGAUGCUGGCGCCGGUACAUCAUGGAAGUACAAGAGUGUUGAGAGUGGUCGCACAUAUAGGCGAAGUGAAGGCUUGGCAAUUGCCAGUUUGGAAAUGUUCAAGGCUGGUACCUUCAGUAGUGAUCCAGAACAGCCACACCAAGUCGAUGCAGAUGGAUUGUCCCGAUUGACUGUGGAGAUCAUGAGCUCAGGUCUACAAGUCACUGAGCAGAAUCCGAUUGCUGGUUUGGCGGGUAGAACUGGUUUACUGGUUAAACUUGCUAAAGCUUUGCGAAAUCCUUCUCUCUUUGGUGCAGAUGCUCGACCUGGAAACAUGCUAGAUUUCCUCAUCUCCCAUCCUUCUACACAAGCCGCAUCUGUACCAAUCGUUCCUCUACCCACCUUGUGGAGUGUCCUGAUUGAUGGUCUUGCACCAAUCUGGCCAGCAUCUCGCACAGAAGUUGAUGGUACAUCCAUAGGUGAUGCAUGGCAUUUAACUACCAUGCCUGCAGAUGCCGCAACCCCUCUUUGGGAGACAAUCGUUCCUUUCCACAAACUCUCUCAGUGGCUUUGUUACUCUCUGAUGCAACCAAUGACUAAGCUCAUGAACAUACAUUUUGCCGGAGCUGAAUUGUUGACUGGUUUACCCGAAUAUCGAAAUGGAGGUCUGUUCAUUGAUACUGGCGUAUUGACGCUGAGAAGAGACGAAACAAAGAGAGGCCUCGAAGCAUUCCACCGAAAUGCAGAGAGAGAAGGCAAACCAAGUUUGGAAGUCGUUCCAAUGUUCACACCAGAUGAUGAUGUGAUUGUUGAGUGGAGAGCUGUGACCGUUGGAUUCCUAGACUUGUUAUUGGAAGAGGUCAAUACCAGUCUAGGACUUUUCGGUCAAGACAAGUUAUCUCUGCCACAGAUGUUGGAGGCUGGCAGCUGGAAGGGAGGCAGAGAAAUGGCCGAAAUCUCACGACCUAACACUCAAUGUCCACCAAUUGCCAUUCUCAGUGAUGGAACAGUCUUUUAA
Messenger RNA from Botrytis byssoidea, 1518 nucleotides. RefSeq lists its product as uncharacterized. Lineage: Eukaryota; Fungi; Ascomycota; Leotiomycetes; Helotiales; Sclerotiniaceae. The record is from RefSeq and is a predicted model, not a curated record. The transcript has 4 exons. Bases 1 to 1518 code for a protein of 505 amino acids.